Macrobrachium nipponense is the source of this 1415-nucleotide messenger RNA. RefSeq lists its product as uncharacterized. NCBI's taxonomy places the organism in Eukaryota, Metazoa, Arthropoda, Malacostraca, Decapoda, Palaemonidae. Bases 152 to 1129 code for a protein of 325 amino acids. The transcript has 7 exons. The record is from RefSeq and is a predicted model, not a curated record.
GUUCAGUCAGAGAUUAGCUGGGGGUUUGGCACGGGCUCCGUCUCGCUCUUGCUCGCUCUUUCUCGCUCACACACCUCUUGGCCUCAUUCUCCGCUACACCGUCGGUCUAGCCAGGCGAUAGGUUUGCUGUCAUCUCCUUCGUCCGUCAGUCAUGUCUGUACACGCUUCCGAAGACUGCGGCCAGACGCGCCGUUACACCUUCCGGCGCAUCAAGACGACGACAAUUCGCUUCCAGGUGAAAGCGCCCCACGACGUAGCCAUCUGCCUCUCUACCGACGACGAGGAGGAGCCUCAAGACAUGUAUGAGAUCUUCAUCGGCUGCUGGGAGGACGGCAAUUACUCCGGCAUUCGGCGCCACAAGCAUGACGACGUCUGCCGGGUGGAGACUCCAGGGAUUGUGACCGACGACGAGUUCAGGAGCUUCUGGAUCAAGAUCCAGCGCGGCGUGGUGAAGGUUGGAAGGAGAGGUGAAAAGCACGCCUUCAUGUCCUACACCGACCCCGAGUCGCUGCUGCACGUCACUUGGUAUGGAUUUUCGACGGGAUGGGGUGCCUCAGGGGAGUGGAUUUUCCCCGAUGAUGACGACGGGUCGUCUUCCUCGUCUUCCGCCAUGUCGUCAUCGGAUUCGGAGGCCGAGGACAUCAACAACCUGGAUGACAGACCCAUUCAGUACAAACGCCCCGCCAGGUGGGUGCCCUGCAAGGGGGGCUACUUCCCCCAGCGACCCAUCUCGGGGGGCGAAGGCCCCGACGGGGAAGUGUACGUCGGGUUGGCACGCCACGAAGACAGCUACGUCAUCGGCAUGGUCGUGCCCGAUCACGGCGUCUGUUACGUGCCCUACGGAGGGGAAGCCGUGCCCAAGUCAGAGUAUUUUGUCCUGAGUAAUCCGGGCUCUGUCAACCUGACCUGGGAACCCUCGAGCGGCGGAAAAGUGCCCCCGGGGGCACUCAAUGGGGGCAUUGACGGGGGUGAGGUUCUUUACAUCGGAAGGGUACUCAUUGAUGGCAUCGCCUCAGUGGGGAAGGUGCACCCAAGUCACGGCUGCGUCUACGUCCCCUAUGGUGGCGCGGAACAUUCCCAUCGUGAUUACGAGGUACUGUGUGUUAGAGGUCUGCCUGUCAAGAUAUAAUACCAAACAAGAAAGGUAAAGCAACAUAUAGCCGAGCUGUGCAGUAAAACGUGAGCUAUUGAAAGAAGAAAUUGCAAAUGGGAAGGAAUUGAUGAUUUAUGUUAUUACAGAGAACAGAAACUUAAAUUAACACGCACAAUAGGAGGAAUAAAACAAGCAGGGGAGCCGUUAUAAAGGUGAAACCUGCACAUUACAAUUACUAUUGCUAUCGUGUGAAACAAGAUGUCCGGAGUGUUUGAUGAAUUUUAAAGACAUUUCCAGUUAAUGAAUAAAAGUUUGAAAUGAU